Umbelopsis ramanniana AG is the source of this 1371-nucleotide messenger RNA. RefSeq lists its product as uncharacterized. Bases 210 to 1085 code for a protein of 291 amino acids. The transcript has a single exon. The record is from RefSeq and is a predicted model, not a curated record. NCBI's taxonomy places the organism in Eukaryota, Fungi, Mucoromycota, Umbelopsidomycetes, Umbelopsidales, Umbelopsidaceae.
AUUGGACUAAAUGGUUCUUCAAGUGAUAUGGAGAAGCCAAUUCCAUGCUACGUAGAUUAUUUGGUUGCCGAAGUUAUAUAUUCGACUCUUCCACUACGACAUGAGCAUGACAUGCUCAAGGUUACCAACAAACGUACCUUUUCUUAUAUAUAUUUAGCUUCGUUAGUGCAUUUGUUUGGGAGAGAUGACACCAAUGAUAUGAAAGACGCAUGCAGCUCAUGGAAAAAAUACCUCUUUAUUGCCAAGUAACUAUAAAACUAGCAUCAAAUGCUGCACAGCUGCAAGGAGACACAGUGGUGACAUCACAGUUAUCUUACCCUGGUCUGAUACCGCGCAGUGAAAACUGUUCGGUUGCUUUUUUCCUGGAACCCAAACGUAUCAUGUUGACAGAGCAUCUACUUGCAUUGGAUCCCGAGAGCUACCAUGCCGCUACACACCACAGGCUUUUGAUCGAAAUUGGUAAUUUGGAAGUCACCCCACGACAUCUGAGUUCCUGGAUAGUCGAAGACAAGUUUUACACCGGUGGCUAUGUCAAUAUGCUUGAAACGAUGCUUUCUCGUUUACCUCAAACGAAGAUAACCACAACAGGUUCGAAAGAUACUACAGACAGCCUGUAUAAUCUCUUGUUCUUUGCGCAUGAAAAUAUAAUUAGAGAGGCCAACUUUUUCCAAACCUUGUUGGCUCGUUACAACAUUGCAUCCGACAACGUAAAGAAUAUGCGCCCCUUAACGAAACAAUAUACAGAUUUCCAACAAAAAGUAGCAGAGGAGAGUGGCGAGGGCCUUGGGAAAGCGCUUGUACUUCUUUGGGCUAUGGAGCGAGUAUUUUUUGACGCUUGGUCACACGCCAAAACUUUGUUGAAAGAUCACCUCCCUACUGAAAACGAGAGCAGCCAUAUCAAGACUAUCCGCGAACUUGUUGAAAAUUGGUCAAAUCAAGAAUUCGAACAGUUUGUCGACGAAUGUGCAAAGCAGGUCGACAACCUAUCUAUGUCUGAUAAGGACAAACUUGCCGAAUAUGAAAGAGUAUAUCACGAAAUGUUGGUAUUUGAGCAACAGUUCUGGGAUCUGGCUUAUGACGCUUAGUCUGCAAAUAUGGCAAUAAAAUCGCGACUUACAUUGUAUAGAGUUAUUACAAUAGCAUGGAUGUUGAAUUUUUUUUUCACUUGGUGAAGGUUUGCACACUGCAGAAGUUAGCCGAGAGAGUAGCAGUUACAUUUUUACUAAUUGCGCGGCCUACGGCAUCUGAUUUAAGAAAAUAGUCUUGCGCCUUGAUACAUUGCGAGCUAAUGGGUGGUCCAGUCAUACCUAUGUCGCUGGAGAGGCUGAUGCAGAGGUCACUCAUAUAGCAAUGCUUGAUCGUCCAGAUUUU